Anguilla rostrata (American eel) is the source of this 6054-nucleotide messenger RNA. Its product is annotated as free fatty acid receptor 3-like. The coding region runs from base 1526 to 2488 and encodes 320 amino acids. Lineage: Eukaryota; Metazoa; Chordata; Actinopteri; Anguilliformes; Anguillidae. The transcript is spliced from 2 exons. Gene Ontology annotation, biological process: G protein-coupled receptor signaling pathway; cellular response to fatty acid. Gene Ontology annotation, molecular function: G protein-coupled receptor activity. The record is from RefSeq and is a predicted model, not a curated record. Gene Ontology annotation, cellular component: plasma membrane.
UAACGAGACAUGGCGAUUCUGUUAUGGAUUUUUUGGGCUACCUGUCCCAUGGACAAGAAUGCAGAUUAACCCCUCCUUACCUAAUCUUUGAGAACUUAGUUACUUCAUUAUUAACACACACUUCCACAUGUUACAUUUUGAAAUACUGUACCUUCACAAAACAAUUCUCAAACCGUAAGUCUGAACGAUACCAUGCUGACAACGGACGUAUCUUAACUUUGUGUGGAAAAUGAGCGAUUCGCUGAAAAAUGAAAGUAAUAUGAACGCAUUAAUAUUUGACAGUGUCCCCAGAACCCAGGUUCAGAAUCACUACCAUGGUAACAUGGUCUAAAAGUUGAACAACCACCCCUGUCCCUCUGUUUGAACUGCAGUGCAAUAACAUGUUCACUGUUUCAAUGACAUAACCGUGAAGAAUUUUCCCUUGAGACCAACAAGGCCCACCCAUAUUGCUUUCACCAUUUCACUGCACAUUUCAUCACACGCUUUCGCUUUUUCGGAUUUGAAAAGGAACCUGGCUCAAUGGUGCCUGUGCAGCUAUAUCUUCAUGCCUACAUUUUGCCUACAUCACAUGCUAUACGCCAUAUAAAUAUCCCUUACCUCCAGCAAUGAAACCAAACUGAAAACACCCAUGAUCCUUUGCACUUAGUAAUUGUAUUCACAAGUAAGGCCAAAACUGGCUAAAUCAACACUUCUCCCUGCAGAAUUGGAGUUUCCUUACCUUUGACCCAAAAGUUUAUAAUAGUCUUGACGAUUAUCAGCAAGAACAGUACAAAAUGAACUCUACUGUAAAUGCUGUGUGCAUAAGCACUUUGCCUUAUCACUUUUACACACCUGGAAUAUGCUGGAAAUAAUAACAGAUAUGAAAGAUCAACAAUGGCCCUGUGUUUGGUUUACUCUACAGGUGUGUGCUUAUUGGCCAUACGGAGGAGGUGCUGUUUUCAAAGUAGAGGAGGGGGCAUAUAAAAUAGGUUUCCUGUAUUGAUUGUACUAUUUUCCUAUUCCUCUCUCGCUAUAUUACUCAGGAACGCCAUCGUUGCAAGGCGCGAGAACCGUAGAUAAGACCGUGUUUUAUUCUUCGCAUAAAUAAGAAACCCAGUUUUGGUCGAGCUCUGCGACAAACCCCUCACGAUUAUGACAAACGGCUGCCGUGCUGUUUGCGGAGCGUCACCGGGUUACUAAGAGACAUUGUUUGGAGAGCUCCGGGACUACAGAUUACGGCAGAAUCUUAUUAAUUUUCGUUAUCUGCGCUGAAUAUCGAGGCGAUUGGGUAAACAGCGAGGAGCGGCGCUUUGGCUCCGUGUGGCAGUCAUUUUGCCAGCGGGACGACAAGUUGAGGAGGCAGUGUGAUGAGCAGCAGUCUGGGGCCUAACAUUCAGUCGGGGUCCCAUGGCAGAGGGAGAGUCAUGAUGUGAUGGAUUCCACAGCUGUGGUGUACAGCGGUCGCUAACAGUCACGUGGGUGGGAGAGAGGACCCCACUGCCCCCUCCCGUUCCCCCUCCCCUGCCCCCCCCCCGCUGCUACGACAAUGAUGCAGUCACUCCCGACGGAGCUGAUGCUCCUGGUCUACAUCGUCACCUUCGUGACCGGCCUCCCCGCCAACGUGCUGGCCUUCUACGCCUUCUGCCGCAAGGUGCGCCGGAGGCCCACGCCCAUCGACAUCCUCCUCCUCAACCUCACCGUGUCCGACCUCAUCUUCCUCGCAUUCCUCCCCUUCAAGAUGAAGGAGGCGGCCGACGACAUGCUGUGGAACAUGCCCUACUUCCUGUGCCCGCUGUCCGGCUUCCUGUUCUACACCACCAUCUACAACAGCACCUUCUUCCUGACCGCCGUCAGCGUGGAGCGCUACCUGGGCGUGGCCUUCCCCAUCUGGCACAACCUCAACCGCAGGCCCGUGUACUCGGUGAUGGCCAGCGUCUUCUUCUGGGUCUUCUCCUCCACGCAGCUCAGCAUCGUCUACAUCAUGCCCUUCUACAACCCCACGGGCGGCAACGUCAGCCACGACAGGUGCUACGAGAACUUCACCCGCGAGCAGCUGCACAUCCUGCUGCCCGUUCGCCUGGAGCUGUGCGUGGUGCUCUUCUGCGUCCCCUUCCUGGUCUGCUGCUUCUGCUACAUCAACUUCAUCCGCAUCCUGUCCCGGCUGCCCAACAUCAGCCGCAAGAGGCGCCUGCGGGCCAUCGGCCUGGCGCUGGGCACCCUGGUGGUGUUCGCCGUCUGCUUCGGGCCCUACAACGCCUCGCACGUCGUGGGCUUCGUCACGCAGGAGAGCCCCAGGUGGCGCGACGUGGCCUUGCUCUUCAGCACCUUCAACGCCUGCCUGGACCCGCUCAUCUUCUACUUCUCCUCCUCGGCGGUGCGGGGCAUGUCCAGCUGCUUCCUGCAGGGGCUGCGGCAGAGGCUGCGGCUGACUGGCUGCCGCCCCCCGGUGGAACGCCCGGGGAAGGACGCGGGAAGGGACCCCGGCCCGACGCAAGCUAAUGCCCUCUGAGAGCAGGCGUUAGCGGCUUUAGCAGACAUGCUAGCGUAUGCAUUAGCGUGCAUGUUAGCGUAUGCAUUAGCGGACACGUUAGCGUAUGCAUUAGCGGACACGUUAGCGUAUGCAUUAGCGGACACGUUAGCGUAUGCAUUAGCGUGCAUGUUAGCGUAUGCAUUAGCGUGCAUGUUAGCGUAUGCAUUAGCGGACACGUUAGCGUAUGCAUUAGCGGACACGUUAGCGUAUGCAUUAGCGGACACGUUAGCGUAUGCAUUAGCGGGCACAUUAGCGUAUGCAUUAGCGUGCAUGUUAGUGUAUGCAUUAGCAGACAUGCUAGCGUAUGCAUUAGCGUGCAUGUUAGCGUAUGCAUUAGCGUGCACAUUAGCGUAUGCAUUAGCGUGCAUGUUAGUGUAUGCAUUAGCGGACAUGCUAGCGUAUGCAUUAGCGUGCAUGUUAGCGUAUGCAUUAGCGGACACGUUAGCGUAUGCAUUAGCGGACACAUCGGAGGAGAAACACGUUAGCGGACAUAUCGGAGAAGAAACUCUGUCUCUGUGGUGGUUUAUAUUUGUGCAUGCCGUUCUUGGGUUAUUUGUCUUGUCGUUCUCAUCGGUCGAUUCCCUAAAUAUCUUUGCGGUGCACAGGUGAUGACACGCAGUUCUUAGUCUUUCUAGUUCAUCUUUCUGGAUCCCUAAAUGUGUUCACACCACAUGACGUGUGGUUCAACCCUCUCUGCCUGUUAUUUUUAAUAUAUAUGUUUUUCACUCUUGUGGUUUUCGCGCCCGUGCAUCGGAGAGUUUUACGCAGAAUUACGUCUAAUUUUUGUUUCCUUUCUUCGUAACGGCCCAUCGAUGAGCUGCAGGGGAAGCAAACAGGAAAGGCAGCAACGCAGCCACAUUGAAAUCACCCUACGCAGUUUUAAAAAAAAAGCCACCCCCAGAUGCACAAAAGCCCAGCCGUGACACACGUAGGCUGAUAACGCAGCUCAGCUCUGUGCUAAUGAACACCUCAUUGGGAUAACCUGCCUGAAUGAUUGACUUCAUUUUUUAAUUCCCCUGUAGCCUUUUCCCGGGGAAAUCGAUGGCAUUCAAAGGCAGCAUCGUUGCAUCCCUGCUGACCCAAACACCUCCCGCUCUCCCUGUUUCCUGCCUCCGAACCUCUGUGCCAUGCAUGGAGAGGCUAGCAUGCAGGGACAGGGAUGACUGUUUGACUAUUUUUUCUUGAGCUAAAAUUAAUAUCAAAUUACUUUAUACUGCAGUCACCAGUGGCAACUCACACAUCUACUGUAAUGGAUAAUAGCACAAUCACAUGUGGUAGGGACACGAGAAUUACUAUCAGACACCAAUUUGCAUGCUUAUCUAGGAAUAUGGCUAAGCUUGGUGUUCAGGUAAAUAAUUGCUGGGGUAAAACAUAAAGAGUGUUAAACUGGAACAAAUGCAGAACGGCCCACCUUGUCUACACCUGCUGUUUAGAAAUAAAGCGUGUGAGUCCCUCAGUUGCGGAAAAACACAUGCAGGGAAUCGACAAAAGGAAAACAGCUGCAGUAUGAGUUCAUACAGAGUCAACAGUACCUACUUAUUACCUCAUUACAAACUAGUGAUGCCAUGGAGACUCAGGCUGUGGUACCGAAAGUGAUGUAGUUAUUCGUUUUCUAGAAACAGUCGCCCUCGGUCCUGGUCCCGGCAGAGCCGCACAGUCUGCCGGUGCUUGCUUUCGCCACCGAUUCAGACCCAAGAAACCUCAGUGUGACCUCAGUUAUAACAGUGUAAACGUCUGCUUUCAACAAAAAAGCAGGUGAUCAACUGUUGUGCUACUCAAGUGCUGAGUAAAAAACAAAAACAAAACAAAAGCCAGCAGACCCUGCAGCUCUCCCGAGGACCACUGUUCUAGAACGUCAUUUUUGAAUGGAACCCUUUCAGGGGUUCACUGAGAUUGCCUGUUUGUAAACAGCUGACGCACUUCUUCACAUAGUCUGAGUCUGUAGCUCUGAAGGUUAAUUAUUUAUUUCCUGUUCCAGGAAAAAAAGAGUAACGACAUAUUGCAGUGUCUGUCACGAGUAACUUUAUGAUGGGGAUUUCACGCAGAUGUUUGCAUGUUAUGCUCUGUUAAUGCUCAGGCCUCACUGUCUAAGCAUGUUUCUGUUUUCACUAAGACUUUGUUAAAGGACGAAUUAUGAAGCACUAAUAAUGAAUCCUUGAAAAAUAACAGCCAUAACCCUUGUCAUACUUUGAGAGUACAUCAAUUAUAAGUAUUAUGUUUAGGUUACACAAGGCUUGUUUCAAGCGUAGGUUUUGUUGUCGCGCGAGCUUCAUCAUGCUGGGGGUGUGGGCGGGGUUGAGAAUGUUGGAGGAGACGUUUUUUGAUUGUAAACAAGGGAGUGAAGCAAGGACUGAAACCCUGCACAGUAUGCCUUUAAAGUGAAUCGGAAUACAACAGAAUAAAUGCACUGCUGCUUUUCUUUGGCUGUGGGAGGAUAUAUUAACAACACAAUGAUCUUAAGCUUUUUCAUACGUCACUGCAGUGAAUAGAUAAGUAAACAUAUUCUUGCAACGACAGGCAACCAAUUAACAAAAAAAAAACUGCUCCAAGAAGCAAUAGAAAGUUAUGGAAAGAGUAGCCUGUAUUUGCUGUGAUUAAAAACAAUAUAAGGCACUUAAGUGUAUUGUUUUCUGACAGACAGUGAAAUGAUUGAUUCUACCAAAAAGUAACCGGGUUCUAUUAUGAUGAACCAAAUAACCCAUAAUAACAGGACCACUAAAUAACCCAUAAUUCAUAACCCAAGAUAGGGAACCACGUUAAACGUGUUUAGAGGUCCUUGUAAAACAUGUUGUACUUUACUGUAGUGAUUUAUUUGUGCUCAGCAAAAAAAAAUACAAAAUACUGCUUGAGUCAGCAGAACCACAGGGGAGAAUGUUUGUUACCUGGUGAUAAAUUCAAUCCGCCUUUUCGAUAUUGUUUUUAACUGGUCUAAUAGGUCUGUGUUGCGUGGCAGAAAUUGUUCUCAAAAGGCACCAGGGUGUUUUUUAAAAAAACGGAGAGAUCAAUGGUUUAGCUUAUUAUCGUUUAAAAUAUAUUAAUACCUGCGGAGGUUUACAGGGGAAAAGUAAAUAAGAAUUUAACGCUGGACCCCAUGAGAGAUGUUCUGCUCGAUGCGCAAUACACCCUCGAACACACAUGGAGCAGAUGCUUAUUGUUUUUUCCCCCCUGAGCUGACCAUUGAAAAGAUAGUGAAUAAUGAAAAAAAAACUUUCCCUUGUUUUUUUUUUGUACAUAUAUCCACAAAUUUGUGGUUUUUAGAAAGAUUAAAUUUUAUAUUGUGUUUAUAUUGAUUCUGAUAUUCUGUUGCACCUGAGUCUAUGUGUGUGUCUGAGAGAGUGAAAGGAAAAUUAUGCACUAUCUUCAUAAUUUCUUCAUAAUAAUAGAAUAAUAUUUAGCUGCACUAGACCAGUUGUGUGGCCACAGAAAUGCACCACUGUGACAAUUCAAGCAAGACUGGCAGAUCGUUCAUUUUGUUUCUUUUGUAAUGAACUUACCUCUAUUAAUAAAGAUUGUUAUAUAAUCGAGUAAACUUUUGAUGACAAGUA